AUGGCAGUCAACGAGCCGUCUUCCAAGGCGCAAACGCAAGCGAGAGCCCAAGACCUCCUCGGUUACGGUCAGCGCCAAGUCGAUCGCAUUGUGAGCCCUUCAACCCGCCAGAAGGCCUACAAUUCAACCUCAGCCUAUGCCUCCGACAGGCCCCUUCUUUUCUCUUUCUUCCUCGUCCAGCUCCUCUUCUCCUUCCUCCCGCUCCUCCUGUUCGUCGGCUUCGCCCUCUCGACCGCCACCGUCGCCUUCGCUUCCGCUGUCGCCUUCUCGCUGUUCUGGAUCGGCAUCGCCAGCCUCUUUCUCAUUCCGACCCUGUUCAUCACCAGCAGCAUCGCCAGCCUGGUCUUCCUCUGGGCUCUCACCACCUUCUUGGCCGGUCGCUGGGUGUACAACGUGCUGCCCGUUAGUGUUCGCGGAGACGCGCGCCUCAAUCUGCCCAACGGCAAGCAGGUCAUCAUCGAGAAGCCUCAGCGCAACGGUGUCGGCUUCGACAUCAAGACCGAGGCGGCCGAGUUCAAGGAUUAG
Molecule: messenger RNA, 525 nt
Organism: Anthostomella pinea
Lineage: Eukaryota; Fungi; Ascomycota; Sordariomycetes; Xylariales; Xylariaceae
Source: the annotation of a GenBank genome assembly